Molecule: messenger RNA, 768 nt
Organism: Penicillium alfredii
Lineage: Eukaryota; Fungi; Ascomycota; Eurotiomycetes; Eurotiales; Aspergillaceae
Exons: 1
Coding region: 1-768 (255 amino acids)
Source: RefSeq, a predicted model, not a curated record
AUGAAGGUUGAAACCGACCGUCUUCUCGCUGCCGUUCUCGCGGCAAGCCCUACACUCAAGGCAAGUCCACGUUAUUUUCCAGGCGCGUCCGAUGAACCUCACACAUCGUGCAAGCUAACAGAGACUCGCAAGCUCGACUACAACAGCAUCGCCGCCAUGUACGGCCAGGGCGCCAAGUACAACACCGUCGAGCACAAGUUCCGUGGAUUUCGCAAGUUGGCCGAGCAGCUGCGCGCCGAGGCCAAGGACAGCGGCGAAACGGCCAACUUCUCGCCUGCAGGCCCUCGCGCUCCUCGCACUCCCCGUGGUGCCUCCGCCAAGUCUACUCCCUCCACCAAGGGCAAGAAGCGCGCCAAGGGCGGUGAUCUCCCCGCUGAUGAUGUCCCGCUCAAGUCUCCCGUUCUUAUCGUCGACGAUGAAACCGAUGUCUCCCCAAUCAAGCCCGAGAUUAAGGAGGAGAACGAUUGGAUUCGUAAUGCAAUCGGUAUCAGGAUUCACACUGCUGAGCUGCCUGCCGAUGAGCCCGCUCGCAAGCGUCAGAAGUCGGUCAUCACCGCGACUGAUCUGCCCGUCGAGCUGCCCACAAUCGAGUCAGCCGCUGUGUCUCGCCGCGACAGCCGCUCGAAUGGAUAUGUGCCUCCGAAGAUUGAGGUAAACGUCGAGUCGCAGGAGAUUGUUGACGCCACCGCCAUGGCCACUGCAAGCAAGCUCGACAAGGCCAUGACUGAGGCCGCGAUUGCCGAGGCUAUUCUUCUCGAUGAGGCUUGA